AUGGAUAAAAAUACAUAUGUCCUGAAAAGAAAUCUCAAAGAAAGAAUUAGUGAUUCGAAGGAGGUAGUUGUUGGUUACUCUAAAAAAGAAACAAUAGAAGAAGCACCAAGACGUCUUAGAUAUAAAAGACCAAGGCGUGUACUAAGAUGUCCAGCUCUAUUGGUGUUCCAGAAUUUUUUGAUUCAAUACUAUAUAUGUGAAAGAGUUUACCCACAUUAUUGUGAAAAGACUUGUGUCAAAUUGAAAAAAUUAGUGAUUAUUUAUGUAAUGAAGAAGGUAUUAGAUAUUGCACAGACACUGAUAAAAAAGUUGCCGUUGUUGGAUCUGACAGCUGGAUUAGCUACUGCAUAUUUCUUAAGACAAAAAAGGCAUAAAAUUGUUGCUUAUGAACAAAAACACAAAUUAGGAAGAAUGAUAAUUUAUGUACUUGAUAUUCCAUUCCAGGAGAACCUCUUAUUGUUGGCGCUGAGUUUCUACGACGUUGUUAGAGUUGCAAAAAGACGUGGGUGUGAAGUAUUUAUUGUUUACAGAAGAUCAGAAUAUGAGAUACCAGCUACUUCAUCAGAAAUAGAAGAAGCAAUUACUAUGAUAAUACCCUGUGUAAUCUAA
Messenger RNA from Entamoeba dispar SAW760, 609 nucleotides. RefSeq lists its product as uncharacterized. Lineage: Eukaryota; Evosea; Mastigamoebida; Endamoebidae. Bases 1 to 609 code for a protein of 202 amino acids. The transcript has 6 exons. The record is from RefSeq and is a predicted model, not a curated record.